UGCCCUGGAAAGUGGCUCUCAUUGACCUAAGACUCUUUCUUUCUAUAUAUAUACAUUUCCACACUCUUCUAUACUGUCAAAUCGAAUCCUUCCUUCCUUCAAAUUAACCAUCUUCCUCCGAUCCUCUGUUCUCUAAUGGCCACGCCAAGCGAAACAUCAGCUCUUUUCUUCAUCAAGAAACAUCUCCUCGACGAAUUUUCUCCCUUACCCAAUGUCACCACCACCAAGCCAUGGGAAACCAGCUCCGAUUUUUCAUUCUUCGGUUCAUUUGACCAAACCGGUUUCGAUUUUCCUGAAUUCGAGACUAAACCAGAAAUAACCGAUACUCCACUUGCACCAAACGAUUCCUUCACGUUCCAAUCGAAUCUCCCGGUCGUCUCGCAAUCGAAUCGAAAACCGCCGCUGAAGAUCGCGCCGCCGAACCGAACCGAGAGGAUCCAAUUCGCAGCCCGAAACCCUCAGCGAGAACAGGUUCCCGUACCACAGGUGGCGGCAGAAGAGAAGAGGCACUACAGAGGGGUGAGGAUGAGGCCGUGGGGGAAAUUCGCGGCGGAGAUCCGAGAUCCGACCCGCCGCGGGACCAGGGUUUGGCUCGGGACGUUCGACACGGCGGUCGAAGCGGCUAGGGCUUACGACCAAGCGGCGUUUAGGCUCCGAGGAGCAAAGGCCAUCGUGAAUUUCCCGCUCGAGGUUGGGACGUGGGAACCACGCGCUGAGAAUGGUCAGAAAAACAAGCGGAAGCGAGACGGAGGGGAGGAAGAAACGAGGGUUGUUGCGAAAGUUGUAAAGACGGAGGAGAGUCACGGCGUCGAGCAAGUGACGUCGAGUUUGACGGGGAUAGAUGACUGGGACUUGACGGAGUUUCUAAGCAUGCCGCUUUUCUCGCCGUUGUCACCACAUCCACCGUUUGGUUAUCCACAAUUGACUGUUGUCUAAAUGUCUGUUGGGUUCAGCUUGCUGUAUGCUGACGUGGAAUUACGGCGUACACGUGUUUUUAUGAUCUCUUGAUUCUUUUUGUUGCACACACAUUCGAGGAAAUUUAUUUAUUUAUUUGUUCUUUAUAUAAUAUACGACUUUCAAGUUUCAACGUUCAGUCAAUAAAAUCAUAU
Molecule: messenger RNA, 1109 nt
Organism: Brassica oleracea var. oleracea
Lineage: Eukaryota; Viridiplantae; Streptophyta; Magnoliopsida; Brassicales; Brassicaceae
Product: ethylene-responsive transcription factor 6
Exons: 1
Coding region: 136-936 (266 amino acids)
Biological process (GO): regulation of DNA-templated transcription; ethylene-activated signaling pathway
Molecular function (GO): DNA binding; DNA-binding transcription factor activity
Source: RefSeq, a predicted model, not a curated record